Pseudogymnoascus verrucosus is the source of this 2600-nucleotide messenger RNA. RefSeq lists its product as uncharacterized. The coding region runs from base 133 to 1926 and encodes 597 amino acids. Gene Ontology annotation, molecular function: DNA-binding transcription factor activity, RNA polymerase II-specific; DNA binding; zinc ion binding. Gene Ontology annotation, biological process: regulation of DNA-templated transcription; DNA-templated transcription. Lineage: Eukaryota; Fungi; Ascomycota; Leotiomycetes; Thelebolales; Thelebolaceae. The record is from RefSeq and is a predicted model, not a curated record. The transcript is spliced from 5 exons.
CUCCGCGACCCCCCCCCCCCCACCAACAACUUUCUCCGCAUAUUCAUCCUAUACCCCAGGUUUUGCUUCAAACAAAAGGACGGGUCCUGUUGUUCAAGAAUCCUAGUGGGUCAUUCGGGAAUUGUUGGUGGGAUGGCCAGCCCUUUCACUGGAUCCCCUGUCGAUGUCGACCCAUCGCAUCAGCACAUAUCACCGCCAGAAACCGGCAACAGAAUACAGAAACGCCCAGCUCCCCGUGGAACUGCCGCGUAUCCUCGGAAGCGUGCGAAUAAAGCUUGCCAGGUUUGUCGAGCUCGACGAACGAAAUGCGACAACAAGAGACCCUCUUGCACGUUUUGUGAGAAGGCUGGCACCGAAUGUGUAUGGGCGCCGCAUGAUCUAUCAUCAUUUGACCCUGCUAGCCUGGCCAUUCUCGAGCGAUUUGAUCAUUUGGAAUCAUUAAUCCUCUCAAAUGGCAGUCAAUCUCAACCACAGGCAUUGGCAACUACUCCCACCUCCGAGCUGGAUCAGCAACAUCCUCUCACUGAUCAGCCACUAGGGUGUGUGGCCCUUGAUUCAAUAAACAUACGGAUCGAGGCUAUUCUGGAAUGGAAACCACUGCAAAACAUUAUUAGGAAUUUGACCUUCCCUCACUUAGAAUCUCCAACAGAAUCAAUCUACCAUGGCGCAGUCUCGGGGCUGGAAGAUCUUGAUAUAGUCACGUGCAAUCGAUUAUUAGAUAGUUUUUGGAAAAGAGUUCAUUCUAAAAACCCUAUCCUCGUCCAGGAAGAUGUCAAAAGGUACAUGAGCCAGGCAGUCCUCAAUGGCAUCGCCUGGAAUGCAAAAUCAUGUCUUGUGCUCCUAAUUUGUGCACUUGGCACUCUUUCUACAGACUUCAAAUCUCAAGACACUAAUCACGAUGGUCAUUCUGCUCAAGACGAUCCGGCCAAGGGGAAAGCCCAGGCACAGCACUAUUUCUCUGCGGCCCAAAAGCGCAUAUCAGUAUGCUUAGGCAAACGUGGAAUACUCGAAGCACAAUGCCUCUUUUAUUGUGGUGUAUAUCUAACGACGACGAUGCAACCUGAAGCAGCAUGGUCGAUGUUUCUUCAAGCAAAAACUAGUUGUCAAAGCUUCAAUUGGUCGACUCAGGUCUUACCGAGAGAGGAAGAUUUUGGAUCUGCCUUGAAACGAAAUGACACAUGGGUAGCGGAAGAAUGUACUUAUUGGACUUGUUGGAAAUCAGAAAUCGAAAUGCAUCUAGAGUUGAGCCCUCCAGGAUUUCGUAUCCUAGAUUUGUGGUACCCUGACAAGUUCCCAGAUCCACCCAGGCAUACAAUCACAGACUCUGACCGAUCAUGGUUUUUCUACUUGGCUGAAAUUGCAUUACGAAGACUUGCAAAUCGAAUUCUUGCCUUCAUUGCUUUAGACCACAAUAUGGACAAUCCGCAAGAUAUAGCACGUGCACACGAAAAUGCUGCCGAGUUUGAACAAGAAGCUAAUGACUGGGUGCAGUCCUUGCCAUCUCCUCACGGGCUAGAUAGAUCUAGUGACGAUGUCUUGAACUUCAUCUUAGAAGGGCACCUUGGCAAUUGCUACGAAUUCAUCUACUGGCCAUUCAUUAAACACACGAUCAAUAGCCCAUUUCGUAAUUUGUCGACUGAUGAAUACGUGAGAAAGGGGCUUCAAGUCGCCAUGGACCGACUAAAUCUAAAUAGGCCCGGGUUCAAGCAUCGGCAUCAUGGAACAUACUACCUGAUUCGAUCCUGCACGAGAAGUGCAUUUGUGUUAUUAGCUGCCCACUUCAAGGGCAACUUGGAGGAUUUAAUGCCAAUAGGUUGGUUUGAAACCAUCUGGAGUGUGGUGGACUUACUAGAGUUCUGGCAAGAUGAGCUCCCUGACGCUAGACGAUGGAGAGAUUCAAUGACCCAUCUGAUGCAACAGGCCUAACAUCCAAAAUACUAAAAACGAGUCAUCAAAAGCUCGAGCAAAUACAUGAAUUAUAUUGAUAAGUUACAGCCGGCUAAUCUCUACCCCAUCAUUAGUGCUUUAUCGCAUCCUUCUCCAGAAUAACAUUCAGCUCCCCUCUCUGCACACAAUUCUCAAACUUAAAACUCGCCGCCAACUCCCUCAACUCGUCUUCAGUCUUCCCCCUAAAAUAUUCUGCCAUCUCAAAACACAAGUACUCCGAAAGCAAACACUCCCUCAACACACGGUCAAUAUGCCUCCCCAUAUCCCAAAGUGGGGAGGGGUAUUUCUUAUUCCAGUGUUCUUUUGGAACCACAUCUUCAAAGUGCUGUUUCACAGGUGCAUAGAUAUGCGCCACUUCCUUGUCAUCUCGCCCCCAGAAGUCAACGCCGAGACGGGCUUUCUUUUCCAUAAAUGGGCCGAGAAGUUUGAACCAUGCACUUUCGGGGGAGACAUGCAACAUUCCCUGGUACCCAAUAUCCUUGUACAACCAAAUCGACCAGCUCACACCGCUCUCGGCAUAAAUAGCCAACUGCUCCUCCAAUAGCGCAUAUCUCUUCUCAUUGACUUCCUCGUGACCUUUCUGGGAUUUGAACUCAUACACUGGUCCAAAUUCGCCGUUCCAUAUCGGCACUUUCUGUUUCCUCAUAAACUCG